Closterium sp. NIES-65 is the source of this 1458-nucleotide messenger RNA. The record is from the annotation of a GenBank genome assembly. Lineage: Eukaryota; Viridiplantae; Streptophyta; Zygnematophyceae; Desmidiales; Closteriaceae.
AUGGAUAUUGUCGAUAAGCUACAGGGAUUUCCCCGUUUGAAGAAGGUUCGCGUGUGCAUCGGGACGAAUGGGAUGGGCGGGAGCGGUUCGGCGGGAAGACGUGACAAUAGCGAGGCGUGGACCAAGUGCAUGCGCUACGCCGAAAUUGGCGCUUCGGUAGAUAAGUUCCUGUUUCUCGCCGCGAAAUCCGGGAGCGCGGAUGUUUUCUACAGUAGCAUCGGCGGGGGUGGCGGGGAGAUGGUGGAAGGCGCGCUGCGCGGGGGAAUGCCGGGAGGGCCGUGGGAGGGGGGAAGCGGACAGCACCGUGCGGGGACUUCAAGACAAGGGGAAGCGUCGUUUCUGAAUGGGUUUGAUGCGGUGGAAGGCGGCUGCGGGGAGGACAUGCGCGCAUCAGCAGCAGCAGCAUCAGCAGCAUCAGUGGACCUAACUCUAAAGCAAGUCAUGGGGCCGAGCGAUGACUCGCUAAAGCGCAUGAUGCCUGUUAUAAUAUUCGCCAUUAUAAGGGGCUUCGACGAGUUCCGGGACGUAAUUCCCUGUCUAUUGCUGAAGUUACCCCUGCUGCAGCAGCUGCUGCUGGUUGACGUCACUGACAACGUCACCAUCCACAUGCGCCCGCACCACAUGGCGCAGCUUCGGCGGGCCAACCGCCGGACGUUCGGCGGGAGCCUAGGCUUGGAGAGCCUAGGCUCGGAAGGUUUAGGUCCGGAGAGUCUAGCAAUGGAAAGUAUGGUUCUGGGGGAAGGGAGCAGUGGGAAUGCGGAAGGGUUAGUUGGUAGCGGGCGGGCGGAAGAGGGAUCGCCAACGGACAUGGUUUCGGAGAUGGAUGGUGGAAUGGAUGGUAGCAUGGGUGGUAGCACGGGUGGUGGCAUGAUUGGUGGCAUGGGUAGUGGCAUGGGCAUAGAUGGUGCGGGAAGCAGCGGGAUAGGCAUGGGGGUAGGGGUGGGACGAGGCAGUACGCGCGCGUGCAUGGGGCCAUCGGAUGCGUUUGGGGAUGAGGAGUUUCGGCCAGAGCUGCUGGGAGCUGGCAUGGAUGCUGGCAUGGAUGCUGGCAUGGGUAUAGAUGGUGCGGGCAGCAGUCAUGUGGGCAUGGGGGCAGCAUCAGAGGCGUUUGGAGAUGAGGAGUUUCGCCCAGAGCUGCUGGGAGCUGGCACAGCAGAUCAAACCCCCGUGCUAGAAACCGCUGCUCCUGCUGAACUUUCCAGGCGGGACCUUUCUUGCCAUCCUGACUCACCCAACUUCCACGUGUCGUUCUGGCGCACGGACAGAGUCCGGGUGGCUUAUCCGCUGCCGCGUCAGCACCAGGAGCUGACUGACGUGUCAGUCUGUGUGGCCACGCAGGACUCUGUUGCGCUGGAUGACGCUGACGUGGCGGAGCUUGCCAGGUCAGCUGUCGGUGGGCCUGUGCUGGCUGCCACUGUGGCGUUUCUCAACAGCCAAUCAUCCAUGCAUGCACUGUAG